GUUGUCAGGGAGGCGUGGUCAUGGCAGUGUGUCAACAAGUUGUGUGUCCGAGGAGACAACCCGGACAACCCAGACCCGUCCAACUCCCUGGAGCAGUGUCGGCUCACUUGUGGUGACUUUGGAUCACUGUGGCCUCUGCCUACUGGAUUUGUGGCCAUCAGUGACAAAGUACGCUACUUUCACCCAAGUGACGUGAGCUUCAACUUAUCAAGUGUGACUGACUUCCAAGCCUAUGCGGUGAAACACCUCUUCACUCGAAUGACCAGAAAGUUUCAAGAUGACCUUCAGAUUAUGUGUGAAGAAGGUUGUGAGAUUCCUUCUCCUAGAGCUAUAGUUUCCAUUGAUGUUGUCACGGCUUCUGGUGAUCUUACUCAAAACUGGCUCACGGAAGAAGGAUAUGCAAUAGAUAUUCAGACUAGAGGGGACCAAGUGAAGGUGGUGAUUCAGGCAGAGACUGUAUACGGAGCUAGACAUGGCCUUGAGACUUUAACUCAACUAAUGACUUAUAUCCCUGCAAACAAACAACUUGUGGUAGUCACUACUGCCAAGGUCAGUGACAAGCCAUCAUACCCUCAUCGCGGCCUGCUGCUGGACUCAGCUCGGCACUAUCUGCCUCUCAGUACACUGGAGAGAACCAUCGACGCGAUGGCUGCUGUCAAGCUUAAUGUUCUACAUUGGCACAUCAGCGACUCCCAGAGCUUUCCUUUGGUAUUGGAGCGUGUGCCUCAACUGUCCAAGUAUGGUGCUUACUCCCAGAAGGAGGUUUAUACUCUAACCAAUGUGUCAGAUCUGAUAGGUUACGCUCGUGCCAGGGGUGUUAGGAUAUUGCUGGAGCUGGAUAUGCCGGCUCACGCUGGCAAUGGCUGGCAAUGGGGCGAAUUUCAUGGUCUAGGAGCCCUUGCUGUCUGUGUCAAUCGUCAACCUUGGAGACAAUACUGUCUGCAGCCUCCAUGUGGCCAACUGAACCCAGCCAACCCUGCGUUGUACGAUGUCCUGGGGGACGUUUUUAAAGACAUCAUCAAGUACUUCUCUACAGAUGCCAUCCAUAUGGGUGGGGAUGAGGUGUACAUACCCUGCUGGAACCAGUCUACAGAGGUCACAAACUGGAUGAAGUCUCGCGGCAAAGGACUGUCAACAGCUGAUUUCCUGGACGUCUGGGGGGAGUUUCACAACAAAGUGGUGCAGGUUUGGGAUCAACAGAUGGGCAACUCUAAGACCCCAGUGGUACUUUGGACUAGCCAUCUGACUGACCCUGACUACAUACAGCAGUACCUGGAUAGGGACAGAUAUGUGAUAGAGGCCUGGACUGAUGCCAUAGACCCAACGGUAGAUCGUCUCCUAUCCCUGGGCUAUAGAAUGAUUGUUGCAACGAGGGACACGUGGUACCUAGACCAUGGGUUCUGGGGCCAGACAGCGUACCACAAUUGGCGCCGGGGAUACGACAACAGACUACCAAACAAACAAGGUUUGCUGGGAGGAGAGGCGGCCAUGUGGGGAGAGCUUGUAGAUGACAGCAACAUUGACUCCAGAAUAUGGCCGAGAGCUGCGGCAGUGGCAGAAAGGCUCUGGACCAAUCCUACAAGUGACAGCAGUGCUGCUGAGUACCGUCUGGUAGCGGCACGUGACCGUCUGGUACGACUUGGUGUGCAGGCAGAGGCCAUCAUGCCUCAGUGGUGUAAACAGAACCAGGGGUCCUGCGCUGGCUCGGCCAACAACUCGUGACAUCUCAGUAAACAUUUUUCAUGUUAUGAAAAAAAAAAACUUCAGACAGCUCAGCUAGGGAGUUG
Molecule: messenger RNA, 1787 nt
Organism: Macrosteles quadrilineatus (aster leafhopper)
Lineage: Eukaryota; Metazoa; Arthropoda; Insecta; Hemiptera; Cicadellidae
Gene: Hexo2
Product: chitooligosaccharidolytic beta-N-acetylglucosaminidase
Exons: 10
Biological process (GO): carbohydrate metabolic process; ganglioside catabolic process; glycosaminoglycan metabolic process
Cellular component (GO): membrane
Molecular function (GO): beta-N-acetylhexosaminidase activity
Source: RefSeq, a predicted model, not a curated record